Messenger RNA from Trichomonas vaginalis G3, 496 nucleotides. RefSeq names its product DNA/RNA polymerases family. The transcript has a single exon. Gene Ontology annotation, molecular function: DNA binding; nucleotide binding; DNA-directed DNA polymerase activity. The annotation marks the transcript as partial. The record is from RefSeq and is a predicted model, not a curated record. Gene Ontology annotation, biological process: DNA replication. NCBI's taxonomy places the organism in Eukaryota, Parabasalia, Trichomonadida, Trichomonadidae.
AUGAAAUCAAACAAUCUACCGGUUGACCAGAAACAGAGAAAAUUAACUCAGUUAGCAUCAACACACAACCAAUAUCAACCAUUUUCUUCUUAUUAUCUUUGGUAUCUAAUAGACAGAUUUCAUUUUAUCAUUGAUGAUAUUCAAUCAAUUUUAACAUUUACUAAAAACACUUGUUUUAAUGAAUUUGCGAACAAAUUUAUGAACGAAAGACAAAAGGCUGAAUUAGAAGGAAAUAAAGGAAAAAGUUUAUUUUGCAAGAUUUCACUUAAUGGAUCAUAUGGUUACGAUGCAAUGAAUACACAAAAUUACGCAAAGACUAAAAUAAUGAAUGCACAGAAGGCACGCGUUGCAUGUAUGUCAAAUAAGUUUAAAAACAUAAGAGAAAUAGGUGAGGAUACAUAUCAAGUGAUGCUUAAAGAUAGAUUUUAUAGAUGUGAUACAUGUUUACAAGAGGCAUUCUUCACUUUAGAUAAUGCUAAAUACUGGUAUUUGGUUU